CUGCUGGGCAGGAUUCCGGACAACGCCUGGUUCCUCUCGGGUCCUUCCGGCGUCGCCGGAGUGAAUUGAUCCGGGAGUUGAAGAGGGCUCCAAAGGUGGGAAGUGAAGUCUGUGCCUCAGUUGCCGAUUGCUGUUCUUUUUUUGUGUACCAUUCUUUAUCAUACAUACAUAGAAAAGGAAGAAAUUCUGCAGUGAAUGAAGAUUCCUUUGCAUUUAGCAUUGCUUUUUCUACUGUAGUUGGCUUUUGAAUGAGGAUGACAAUGGAAGAGAUGAAGAAUGAAGCUGAGACCACUUCCAUGGUUUCUAUGCCUCUCUAUGCAGUUAUGUAUCCUGUGUUUAAUGAGCUAGAACGAGUAAAUUUGUCUGCAGCUCAGACUCUGAGAGCUGCUUUCAUUAAGGCUGAAAAGGAAAAUCCAGGCCUCACACAAGACAUCAUUAUGAAAAUAUUAGAGAAAAAAAGUGUAGAAGUUAACUUCACUGAGUCCCUUCUUCGUAUGGCAGCUGACGACGUAGAAGAGUACAUGAUUGAACGACCAGAGCCAGAAUUCCAGGAUCUAAAUGAAAAGGCACGGGCACUUAAACAGAUUCUCAGUAAGAUCCCAGAUGAGAUCAAUGACAGAGUGAGAUUUCUACAGACAAUCAAGGAUAUAGCUAGUGCAAUAAAAGAACUACUUGAUACAGUGAAUAAUGUCUUCAAGAAAUAUCAAUACCAGAAUCGCAGGGCACUUGAACACCAAAAGAAAGAAUUUGUAAAGUACUCCAAAAGUUUCAGUGACACUCUGAAGACGUAUUUUAAAGAUGGCAAGGCAAUAAAUGUGUUCAUAAGUGCCAACCGGCUAAUUCAUCAAACCAACUUGAUACUUCAGACCUUCAAAACUGUGGCCUGAAAGUUGUAUAUGUUAAGAGAUGUACUUCUCAGUGGCAGUAUUAAACUGCAUUUAUCUGUAAAUUUUAAAGUUUGACUGUAUAAAUUAUCAGUCCCUCAUGAAGGGAUCUAAUCCAGGAUGUUGAAUGGGAUUAUUGCCAUCUUACACCAUAUUUUUGUAAAAUGUAGCUUAAUCAUAAUCUCACACUGAAGAUUUUGCAUCACUUUUGCUAUUAUCAUUCUUUUAAGAAUUAUAAGCCAAAAGAAUUUACGCCUUAAUGUGUCAUUAUAUAACAUUCCUUACAAGAACUGUAAAUAUUGGUGUUUGUUUCUGACAUUUUAACUUGAAAGCGAUAUGCUGCAAGAUAAUGUAUUUAACAAUAUUUGGUGGCAAAUAUUCAAUAAAUAGUUUACAUCUGUUAAACAUUUCUUUACUUGAAAAAGAAGGAUGCAUAUAUAUAUGUCUGUGUAUAUAUGAUCAGAAGACCAAGACAACUUGGUCUAAUGUUAAAGAUCUUCUAAUGGGAGCUUACUAGCAGUUUAUCAAAGAAUAAAGCAACAAGAAUUCCUAUUUUUUUGUCCUUAAUCACUUUGGGCAAAAUGUAGUCAGUUAAAAUAGUUCUGUUAGUUGUUACAUAUAAAAGACUGGAUAUUUUUUCACUGUUUCUAAUCUUUAGAGACUUCUGAGAAGAGAGAGCAGUCUACAAUGUCUUUAUACUGUAAUGAUGCUUUCUGAACUGUGUGACAUUGUAGAUUUUGACUCCAAGAAAUUACUUCUGGUAUGCUAGUCCCUACUAAGCUUUGCACAUUGUCCCCAAAGUAGUCACAAUUAAUAAAAACUAUUCUAAUAGUUGUAUUGAGAUUUCAUCAGUGUUAAUAUAAUAUACACUCUUUAAAUAUGUAUUUGUUUCACACUAGAGAAGUUAUAAGUAAACUAUGUAUCUAAUAUUCAUUUUGAGUGAUUUGAAUAUUCAAUUAUAAUAAAGGGAAAUCAGGUUUUGUUCUUCUUUUAUAAAGAAAUUAAAUACUAAACUCAAUCUGUUGACAGUAUAUUUUGACUACAAUACAAUUUAGUUAUUUUUGUUUUAUUUUUAGAAAAUGAAUUUUAAAGAUUACUGUCAUUGAUAACAUAAAAUAACCCUGAUAAAUAUAAGUCAGUGUGUGAAAAGAAGCAAAGCCGAAAACAUAGAUAAUUGAUUGAACUCUUAUAACCUAUGAACGUGUUCCUAAUUUGAUUUGUCAUUCUUCAAAAGUGCAGAACUAUUAAACAUAAGUGGUAAUCUCUAGUAUUUUCAUCAAAAACUAUCAUUUAUUGUUGGGAAAUAUGAAGUCAAGUGUGUUAUUUGUAUAGAGGUUUUCUAACCAAAAAUACUAUCUCCCUUAUAUUUUCAUUCCUUCAUAGAAGUUGCCAGCCUUGUUUCUGUAAGUCUUCUCUCUUUAUAAGUCUUUUUCUACUACAUGUGGCUUCUGUUGUAGUGAAACACAUGUCCAUAAAAAGGGACAACUACGAGUGGCAGUUACUUCCAUAAAUCCUUCUAAAGCACCUAAGUUGAAUCGAUGAAAAGAGCCAGUGUCCAGGUGGCUUCUGAGGAGAGGCAUGGAAGGAAACUCACUGUCUUGCUGCGUUCUGUGUCAAAUACUAUUGAAAAUGCAUUCAUUUACUUUGAUCCCCUAAGGGUUCUAUAAUUUAAUCAAUUUCCUUAUAGUUGAAGAAACAGCGAGGUUAUAACAUAGCUAUCAGCUGGGAGCUGAACUUGCGUUUGUAUGUCCUAUAUGUUCUCCUCAUUGAUCUUUGUUCCAUUGCCAGAAAUAAUGUAAGAACCUGCUUCAUCAAA
Molecule: messenger RNA, 2700 nt
Organism: Onychomys torridus (southern grasshopper mouse)
Lineage: Eukaryota; Metazoa; Chordata; Mammalia; Rodentia; Cricetidae
Gene: Pdcd10
Product: programmed cell death 10
Exons: 8
Coding region: 249-887 (212 amino acids)
Biological process (GO): regulation of Golgi organization; positive regulation of MAP kinase activity
Cellular component (GO): Golgi apparatus; FAR/SIP/STRIPAK complex
Molecular function (GO): protein kinase binding
Source: RefSeq, a predicted model, not a curated record